This is a messenger RNA of Suillus paluster, 1339 nucleotides long. RefSeq names its product stress-activated map kinase interacting protein 1-domain-containing protein. Gene Ontology annotation, cellular component: cytoplasm; TORC2 complex; plasma membrane. Gene Ontology annotation, biological process: TORC2 signaling. The transcript is spliced from 6 exons. Gene Ontology annotation, molecular function: phosphatidylinositol-4,5-bisphosphate binding. NCBI's taxonomy places the organism in Eukaryota, Fungi, Basidiomycota, Agaricomycetes, Boletales, Suillaceae. The annotation marks the transcript as partial. The record is from RefSeq and is a predicted model, not a curated record.
GGGGCGCGUGGCUUACUUAAGUAGGGCCGGCAUAAUUUCAAGUGACCGAUAUAGCAAAGGGAAGCCUCGGUAGCACUAUGCCUCGGUCGAGGUGGAGACGGAACUACGAUCGAUCAGCUGUGAGUUUGAGCGGGAGACUAACCUGUGCAGGGAUUUCAGUAGGGUAUAAGUGGGGGGACCUGCAGCUGUCAAGGAACCUGAUUAAUGAUAGUACCAAUUGACGAUGACUGAACAUCGUGCUAUGGAUGAAGCUCACGAAGGGUCUCUUCCAACUCUUCAUUCCGAGCCCCCGCUUGCGUCCGCUCUCACCCCUUCGUCCGGCGGUCUCGCUAACCCGUUCAGUGAACUCUAUGGGGCCAUAUCUGGACGGGGAGAGACGGCCUCGAUGGAUGUCAAGGUUUUCUUCCCGCAUGCGAAACAACCUCGUCAUGAUCAUAUGGCUCUACACGUGCGAAAAGACGCAACUAUUGAAGAAGUCAUUGGUUUUGCAUUAUGGACGUACUGGGAAGAGCGAUGGAUGCCCGAGCUGAAUGACGGUGUGAAGGACGAUGACCCGAAACUCUCUGCGAUAGGUUGGAUCAUGCGCAUUGCAGAGCAUGAUGGUGAGGUUGAUGAGGAUUUCCCGCCACCCGACCGCACAGGCAAGAUCUCGAAGUUCGGAUCCAAGGCAGUUGCUAUGCUAGCUGCUACCCCACUUCAAAUACAACACAAUGAAGAACUGGAGAGAAAUAUACAGCGACGUCCUUCGAGAGUUAUGGCAGUACCAAAGAAACAGGAUUCAGGACCACCAGGCGGAUUGGCGUUGCCAUCCGUCUCCAGCGCCGCAGGCACCAUGUUCGGUACAACUCCAAAUUUAUCAUCUUCUCUUGGUCCUUCGUCAAACUAUGGGCCUCAGCUGUUCUUGCGUAUUUGCAUCGCGAUCUCAGAUGCAGGUCGUUUCUCCAGCACCAUCCCUGUGUCAGCGGGUAUGUACAUGCAGGAAGUACUUGAAGUGAUUUGUCGGAAGCGCAGACUGGCGAAUCACGAGGACUAUGCUCUGAUCGUCAACGAACUCAACAUGCUAGCGUACCUCGACCGCACAGUUGCUAGUCUCGGCGGUAGGCGCGAGCUGACGCUGGUAAAGAGAUCGACGUUGCCUCAACUGGGCAUCAAGCCCGAAAGCAGUUCAGCACGCACCACGGAUCCGAAUGCUUCUAUUUCGAAACGGAUAUCGGAUGUCCCAGAGAUGCAGUUAAGCGCUCCAGCCGAUUACGCAACAGCAUAUAAUAAAUAUACUAUUUACCGUAAAAUGCCUAUGCUAGUUCGUCAGACGUACUUUGGCUAUCGAUGGUGUUUAUAU